AUGAAGGAUCUGGAGUGCAGCAGCUGUCACAAGCGAGGUCAUGAGGAUAAGAACUGUCGAGUUCGUGUGUUCGACAGCAAGUACGGUAGUGUGGGUGUAGAGAUGUACGAAAAAGGCAAUCAGCUGAUUAUCAGUACGCCGACGUUGAACUCUAGGAAGGCCCCCACGAAGAUCAACCAGUUAGAAGAGAAAAAGCGCACAGUUGAGAAAGAGCGCCGAGAUAAGAAGAAAACGAGUGCUCGACCCGACGCGCUGAUGGAAGACGGAGAGUUGGAAGAAACUACCCAGGUCGCCAAGUUUGCAGACACGUUAGGAGCUGCGAGGGUCACUAAGGGAGUAAUGUUGAACGAGGUAGUGGUAGAAGCACUUUUAGAUACGGGUGCAACUACGUCUAUCGUGAGCGUCGUUGGCUACAAAAGACCGCCGGAUGGAGACUGUGCUGUAUUCCAGCGAGGAACUCAAGGACGAUGA
Molecule: messenger RNA, 471 nt
Organism: Gregarina niphandrodes
Lineage: Eukaryota; Apicomplexa; Conoidasida; Eugregarinorida; Gregarinidae
Exons: 2
Coding region: 1-471 (156 amino acids)
Biological process (GO): proteolysis
Molecular function (GO): aspartic-type endopeptidase activity
Source: RefSeq, a predicted model, not a curated record